UUAUCGUGAGCGUUUCUUGUUCUGAAGUUGGACUGCGUGGCAGUCCUAAAUGAAAGGAUGGUAUUUACCAAGUUGGCUUGAAUUUCCGAAGUUCAAAAACCCGAUUUUGUAAUUUUUUAAGUUUUUUUUUUAAGAAAAUCCAGUCUUAGUAGGGCUUUAAUUAUUCGUGUUCUAAGGGAAGUACAUUUCCAAGUGAGCCCUGUGGUGCUUAUUGAUAGGUUAUACAUGCUUGUGAAACUCAGUCGUUAUUUCCUUAUUUGCAUAUUCGAUUGAUUUGACUUGUGGUAAUGACUAAUCAGUCAGUGUGGAAAGAAAAUGGCUUUAUGAGGCCUCUCAGAAAGAUAAUUAAUUGAUAAAUGACUGGUCUGAUUCAUAUGGCUUUAAAAAUUCUACUUAUGUAUAGUAUUAAUUUGCAAAACACCUUGACUGAGACUGUCCAGUAAGUGAGUUGUUACUUGGUGGCCAGUUAUAUGGUUAUCUGGCAAUCGAAUGACAAAUAUAGCCACAGAGCUGUCCAAAGUGCAGUCUGGAACCUGGGGAGUAGGUGAAUCCUGGGUCCCUAGGCAGCAGGGUGACUUUUUGGGGAUUCCCCUGCAAACUUGGGCCCUGUGAGUGCGGAAGGCAUUUGGAUAGUUUAAAAUGCUUGAGUUUUUCUUAACUGCUCCUGCCUUCUUUUUGUAGUUCACUUCCUUCAUUUCCUGUUCAUAGAGAUGUUGUCAUUUAUAUAGUAACUGAAUACAUUUAUUUACUCAAGGAAUAAAGAUAAUUUUAGUUGAAAUGCUUUUCUGACAAAAGAGUUGAUUUAAGAAUUAAAUUUUUUAUAUAAUCCUUCAGAUAACAUUUUAUCUAUUGUUUUUGAAAUUUACUGCAUCUUUGUAAGUAUGUUGAAAUCUGUAUAACUUAAGAGUUAUAUGUCCUUUCUGGCACUGUGAGAAAGAGUUGGAGUUGGUACAGUCAUUGACAGUGGCAGGAACUCCCUCCAUACUGUUGUGAAUCAGUUGAAGUCUCUGCUUGAUAGUCCCACUUUACAAAGGGUACUGAUUGUUUUGUUUGGCUUUUAGUAUGGUUCUUUGAGUAGGAUACUGUAAACAUGAAGUAUAGACAGAUGUGCAUGAAAUGCUUGAGUGAUUAAUGUUUUGUAGCCAACAGCAAAGUAUGACGUAAGACCCUGUCACGUAGGAGGUAUAAUCCAUAGCUUCAUGUUUAUGUAUAUAGAAUUACGAAUUAUUUUUUGCCAGUAAAACCAAACUAUAGUGAGAAUUUUUUCUUUCCCUUCCUUGAGCGAUGAAAUACCAUUCCAUUUGUUGCUACUGUGAUAAUUAACAGUUAAGAGCAGGUUAUAACGAUACUUUUUAGUUGGUUGACCUGCAGCUUGUGAAAUUUUGGUUACUUAAAAAACAAAAUGCUGAAAGAUUUGAAAAAACUUGUCCAAAUGAUUUCAAACAGAAUUUUCUUAUUUUACAUCCCAAACUGGAGUAUGUUCUACUUCAAAUAACUGAGCUAUUCAGUGCCAUAAGCGAUAUAUAUGACUGCAAGAAACAUUCUAAUGUAAAUUCCACAUGGGAUAAAAGCAGUACUAUGCAUAAGCAGAAUUUUAGCUCCCCGUGCUCACUAUUACUUAACACUUUUGUAUAAACUAGCUAAAUUGGUAUUUUUAUUUGAUUUGAAAUAAAUAAAAUAAAUUUUAUUCAGCACCUCUUGACGUUAGUAGCAAAUUUCCUAUUGAAUAACAAAUCUACUGUCUAAUGUCCAAAAGAUGGACUUUGUAUAGGCUGUGUCAUUUUACUCAAAUUAGUUUUAUGGAUGUAAAAGAAAAUAAAGCCAAUUUUUAGGGUAGAAGAGGGAAACAUAAAAUGUAAUGAAAUUUUGCAACCCUUUGUGCUGUGCACUGUCAUGUUAAUAACUCCACUAACAUUGCUUUCACUUAAUUUAAUGCUGAUUGCCUUUAACAUUUACUAAACAGUUUUGAAAAUUACUGUAGCUUAGCCUGAGACGUUUGUGAUUAGCUGCACCAAUUUGAAAUGGCCAAUUUGGAUGAUGACAGAACCUCCUCUGCGCAUGCUUUUUUAAAAUUUGGUUCAAUAUAUGAGCCACUUAAAAGCAUUAAUCUUCCAAAACCAGAUGGGGAAAGUCUGUGGGAUAAAUUAGAUCAUUACUACAGAAUUGUUAAAUCAACAUUGCUGCUUCAUCAAAGCCCAACCACGGGUCUGUUUCCUACAAAGACAUGUGGGGAUAACCAGAAGGCAAAAAUACAUGACAGUCUUUACUGUGCUGCAUGUGCCUGGGCUUUAGCCCUUGCUUACAGGCGUAUUGAUGAUGACAAGGGAAGGACUCAUGAACUGGAGCAUUCUGCUAUAAAGUGUAUGAGGGGAAUUCUCUACUGCUACAUGCGUCAGGCUGAUAAGGUUCAGCAAUUUAAGCAAGACCCCAAACCAUCUGCAUGUCUUCAUUCUGUUUUCAGUGCACACACUGGGGAUGAGGUCUACUCCCAUAAGGAAUAUGGUCACCUUCAGAUAAAUGCUGUGUCGUUAUUUCUCCUCUAUUUGGUUGAGAUGAUCUCUUCGGGGCUGCAGAUAAUCUACAACACGGAUGAGGUGUCCUUCAUUCAAAAUCUUGUGUUUUGUGUGGAAAGAGCAUAUCGAGUACCAGAUUUUGGUGUCUGGGAAAGAGGAAGUAAAUACAACAAUGGCAGUCCAGAGCUACAUUCAAGCUCUGUGGGGCUGGCAAAAGCAGCUUUAGAAGCAAUUAAUGGCUUCAAUCUCUUUGGAAAUCAGGGCUGCUCUUGGUCUGUUAUAUUUGUGGAUUUUGAUGCCCAUAACCGUAACAGACAGACUCUCUGUUCAUUGCUACCCCGAGAGUCAAGGUCUCAUAAUACCGAUGCAGCUCUUUUGCCCUGUCUCAGUUAUCCUGCAUUUGCUUUGGAUGAUGAGGUUUUGUUCAGUCAAACACUAGAUAAAAUUAUUAGAAAGCUAAAAGGAAAAUACGGGUUUAAAAGAUUUCUGAGGGAUGGGUACAGAACAGCCCUGGAGGACAAAACACGACGUUAUUAUAAACCAGCAGAAAUUAAGCUUUUUGAUGGCAUUGAAUGUGAAUUCCCUCUGUUUUUUAUUUUCAUGAUAAUUGAUGGAGUUUUUAGAGGAAAUCCUGCACAAGUAAAGGAAUAUCAGGAUCUUCUGGAUCCUUUGCUUCAACACACAUCUGAAGGGUGUCCGGUUGUACCCAAGUACUACUACGUGCCAGCUGACUUUGUUGAACUGGAAAAGAAGAACCCUGGCAGUCAGAAACGGUUUCCUAGUAACAGUGGACGCGAUGGAAGGUUUUUCUUGUGGGGACAGGCAGUUUACAUCAUUGCCAAACUCCUGGCUGACAAGCUAGUAAGUCCUAAAGAUAUUGACCCCAUUGGACGUUAUGUCCCUCCACAAGAUCAACGGAAUGUUAGCAUGAGAUUUUCAAAUCAGGGCCCUUUAGAAAAUGAUUUGGUAGUACAUGUGGCACUGAUAGCAGAAAGUCAGCGCCUACAAGUCUUUCUUAACACGUAUGGCAUCCAAACUCAGACCCCCCAGCAGGUGGAACCAAUUCAGAUAUGGGCUCAGAAAGAACUUGUCAAAGCUUACUUCCAUUUGGGAGUUAACGACAAAUUGGGAUUAUCUGGAAGACCAGACAGACCUAUGGGAUGCCUUGGAACAUCAAAGAUUUAUCGAAUACUGGGGAAGACUGUAGUUUGCUACUCAAUCAUUUUUGAUCUAAGUGAUUUCUACAUGUCUCAGGAUGUUAUGAUGUUGAUUGAUGACAUUAAGAAUGCACUGCAGUUCAUUAAGCAGUAUUGGAAAAUGCAUGGUCGGCCUCUGUUCGUUGUACUUAUCCGUGAAGACAAUAUAAGAGGGAGCAGGUUCAAUCCAAUAUUAGAUAUGUUGGCAGCCUUCAGAAAGGGAAUUGUUGGAGGAGUGAAAGUUCAUGUUGACAGAGUACAGACAUUAAUAUCUGGAGCAGUUGUUGAACAGCUUGACUUCCUAAGAAUCGCUGAAACAGAAGAGGCUCCUGUAUUUAAGAGUUUGGAAGAGUUGGAUCUUCCAAAACAUUCAAAAGUCAAGAGACAGUCUAGUACUCCAAAUGCUUCUGAACUCGAGCAGCAACCAGAUGUAAAUAUAAAUGACUGGAAAAACAAGUCAACAUAUGAGAUCCUGCAGAAACUUAAUGACUGCAAUUGCCUGGCAAGUCAAGCAUUACUCUUGAGUAUAUUGCUUAAAAGGGAAGGACCGAAUUUUAUCACCAAGGAAGGUACUGUUGCUGAGCAUAUUGAAAGAAUCUACAGGCGAGCUGGCAGCAAAAAGCUCUGGUCUGUUGUGCGCUUCGCAGCAAGUCUUUUAGGUAAACUAGUGGACAGCCUUGCACCAUCUAUUACUAAUGUUUUAGUUCAGGGCAAGCAGGUAACACUUGGAGCUUUUGGCCAAGAGGAAGAAGUUAUUUCUAAUCCCUUAUCCCCAGGAGUGAUUAAGAACAUCAUCUAUGAAAAAUGUCAUUUACAAGAUGAAAGAGAAGCUGUAAUUCAGCAGGAACUGGUCAUACAUAUUGGCUGGAUCAUCUCUAAUUCACCUGAACUUUUCAGUGGCAUGCUGAAGAUACGGAUUGGAUGGAUUAUCCAUGCUAUGAAGUAUGAAUUGAAAUUCCGUGCUGGGGAUAUGCCAGCCAAGGACUUGUACCAGAUGUCCCCUAGUGAAGUGAAGCAGCUUCUGCUGGAUGUUCUUCAGACACAGCAGCAGGGGAGAGGCUGGCUAAACAGAAGGCAGAUAGAUGGCUGUCUGAAUCGGACUCCUGCAGGUUUCUAUGAUCGGGUGUGGCAAAUCUUGGAGAGAACCCCUAAUGGUUUAAUAGUGGCAGGGAAAUUUUUACCACAGCAACCAACCUUAUCGGAUAUGACGAUGUAUGAAAUGAACUUUUCCCUUCUAGUUGAAGACAUGCUGAAAAAUAUCGACCAGCCGGAAUACAGACAAAUUGUUGUAGAGUUGUUGAUGGUUAUAUCUGUUAUUUUGGAGAGAAAUCCUGAGCUAGAGUUCCAGGACAAAGUCGACUUGGACAAAGUAGUGCAAGAAGCAUUUCAUGACUUUCAGAAGGAUCACAGCAGUCCAAAGGGAUCUGAAAAACAACACGACAUGACUGCAUUCUACAACACUCAGCCAAUUGGAAAAAAGGGAAUGUGCAGCUACUUGAGUAAGGCUGUGAUCACUUUAUUGCUGGAAGGGGAAGUGAAAGCAAGCAACGAUGAUCCUUGCACCAUUAGCUAAAGCUUGAGUUGCUCUUGCUUUAUUUAGUGUUCUGUGUAUUUUUCAUGCGUAUAUUAAAAUACUGUUUUGAAGAGUAACCAUGGCUAGUAAUAAAAUUGCAGACUUAUCUUUUGCUGAAAGAAGUGCCAUUAAAGAUAUUAAGUGCCACCUAAUUUUUUUCUUUCUCAACUAUGCAGCAUGAAACUAUGCACAUGAAGUUAGUCCUGUGAUAUUUCACUAAGCUGAAUGGGAUUGUAUUUAGGAUUUAUGUAUUUAACAUAGUUGGUAACUUGAAGAGAAAUGCAGUUAUGAGAUUUUGUCUUUAUGCCUCUAUUUAUUUAUAAUUACAAACAAGUUUAUUGUAAAUUCAAAAUGAAAUUCUGAAAAUACCAUAACUAACAUGCCUAUCACUCAAUGUGGAAACAAUGAAAAUGGGAUUAUUUUUAUAUUAUUCUUUAUGCAAAUUGGAGGUGAAGGUUAAAUAGUUGCUAUUCUUUAAUGUUUUUCUGUAUAAUUUUAAUUGACAGCAUACAUUUAGGUUUGUUUUUUUUAAAAUUUACCAGUUGAUAACUUGAUAUUCAGGUUUCAUCCUAAUAGAGCAACUUUUUAUCUCUAGCAGUAACUCUCACUGCAGUUUCCCAAUUGCUGUUUAAACAUGUGUAAGUUAACAAGGGCAAUGUGCGGUAACGAGGUAAAGGUUUGUUUAAAAAAAAAAAAAAAAGGGGGCAAACAAGCUGUAUUUAAAGUUAAGAUGGGUGAUGAAAAAAUUUGGUAUUACAUAAGCUAUCAGUGCAUUAAAGAAUUCAGGAUACAUUUAUUUAUCUUCUAAAUGUGUGAAAACACUGUAUGCUAUGUGCUUUAUUUUGGUGAAAGUAAUAAAAAGCAAACGCGUGUAAAAAAACCUGUCAAUAAAAAUACUGCGAGUUACA
Apus apus (common swift) is the source of this 6190-nucleotide messenger RNA. It is a transcript of the gene PHKB, whose product is annotated as phosphorylase kinase regulatory subunit beta. The transcript is spliced from 31 exons. The coding region runs from base 2022 to 5282 and encodes 1086 amino acids. Gene Ontology annotation, cellular component: phosphorylase kinase complex. Gene Ontology annotation, molecular function: calmodulin binding. The record is from RefSeq and is a predicted model, not a curated record. Lineage: Eukaryota; Metazoa; Chordata; Aves; Apodiformes; Apodidae. Gene Ontology annotation, biological process: glycogen metabolic process.